This is a messenger RNA of Necator americanus (New World hookworm), 270 nucleotides long. RefSeq lists its product as uncharacterized. Lineage: Eukaryota; Metazoa; Nematoda; Chromadorea; Rhabditida; Ancylostomatidae. The transcript has a single exon. The record is from RefSeq and is a predicted model, not a curated record. Bases 1 to 270 code for a protein of 89 amino acids.
AUGCCAUCAGGCCUCGGGUCAAGGAACAACCACUUUGACGCUAGAAGAGCAGCGAAAGAGGAAGCUGACGACCUUCAAUCUUCCCCUCGAUUGCGUCCUGAGGAAGAGCAUCUUCUUGUGGGAAAUCCGAAAUACAAAAGCAGUUUGAGACGUCGCAUUCAAUUCAGACCAAGCAUCAGUUAUUCUCGAGUUGGUAGUACGGUUCCAGAAAAGGAGUCAUGGACUUCAACGUCAACCGAAGCUCCAUUUGGGAUGCCUGAAAGACUAUAA